CCACUCGUGGCAGGCUUCGAUUUUCAGUCCGGAGGAGGCCGGCUCGCCGACCGAUUCCAUUAAAACGGAGCUCGCCGAGGACCCCUGCGAAUCGCGAACUCGAGCCCCAAGAAUCUCGAUUAACUUUAAAAUUCGAGCCAGCCCCCUAAGAAAGUUCCCGGCGCUAAAAAAUAAUAGACCCGAAAUGCGAUCAACGUCGCCCGGCGUGAAGGAACGACGUGAAUCCAUCGAUCGCCGACGCGGAUCGCGCCCGGAAAUAAGUUAAUUAAUUAUAACGCAUUCCAAAGUAAAAUCGGGCUAUAUAAAAAAUUCAAAUAAAACAAACAUUGGAGGCUCCGGCUAUCCGAUUUACAAAAUCGGAGGACUCGACCGGGCGUUGACCCUGCUUUUUGGUUUCAUCCUCCGGACUGAUAAAUCCGUUUUUAAUUCCCGAAUAAUUAUUUAAUAAAUGGUGAGAUAAAUCUGGGUGGAGAUCCUCCUCGGUUGGAAGUACUGGGGCUGUUUCCUGGAUUCGAGGUUCGUGGAUGGACCCCUCUUCGUGGACUGAGGGGCUUUUUUGGCUUUGCGACACCUAGCACCCCAGGAAGUUCGAGAUGUUGAAUCAACGACGUGAUGAUUGCCUCGACCGCAAACUGGAAGACGGGGAGGCGAUCUUCGAGUCGCGAAUCGCUCGAUCGAGGACGCAGAAGAAGCCGGAGGAUUACAUAUUCGACCAAACGCAUUACCGCAGUCCAGUAUACGAGGAGGCUUUUAGGAGAUCGGUGGAAAAUCCGGAGGAAUUUUGGACGGAAGUCGCGGAAUGCGUGGAGUGGAGUAAACCGUGGACGAAGAUAAUGGACAACUCGAACGAGCCGUUCACAAAAUGGUACGUCGGCGCGGAAAUAAACGCAUGUCACAACGCAGUGGAUCGGCACGUAAACGCAGGAAACGGCGACAAGACUGCACUCAUUCACGACAGUCCACUAACGUCAUCGAUCCGAAAGGUCACGUACAAUGAACUAUUGGAAAAAACAUCCUUGCUGGCGGGGGCAUUAUCCGACUUGGGUGUAACCAAAGGAGACAAGGUCCUCAUCUACAUGCCUUUAAUACCGGAAACGGUAAUGGCCAUUCUCGCAACGGCGCGGCUCGGCGCAAUUCAUUCGGUGGUAUUUGGAGGCUUCGCGGCGAAGGAGCUGGCCACAAGGAUAGACCAUGCGGAGCCGAAAGUGAUCAUCGCUGCCAGCUGCGGCCUGGAACCGAAUAAAGUCAUUAAGUACACCACCAUGGUGAACGAGGCAAUGGGGAUGAUAUCGGCGCCGAAGCCGGCGUGCAUCGUUUAUCAGCGAAGAAACGUGUGGGAAUCUCCGUUAUCGGCGUCCCAAAUGGAUUGGGACGAGGUCCUAUCGAGAGCCAGGGCACAUCCUUGCGUGGCCGUCGAGGCCAACGAGCCCUUAUAUGUUUUAUACACAUCGGGAACAACAGAUCAGCCCAAAGGAAUUCAAAGACCCGUGGGUGGGCACAUCGCGACCCUCUGCUGGACCAUGAAGCAUGUAUACGGGAUGGAUAAGAAUUCCGUGUGGUGGGUCGCCUCCGACCUGGGAUGGGUAGUUGGACACUCGUACAUCUGCUAUGGGCCGCUUUUGUACGGGACGACCAGCGUGAUGUACGAGGGGAAGCCCGACAGAACGCCGGAUGCUGGUCAAUACUUCAGGAUUAUUAGCCAGCACAAGGUGAACGCGCUCUUCACCGUCCCCACCGCCUUCAGGGUGAUCCGGCGCGCCGACCCCGAGGGCCUCCUACGUAAGAAGUAUUCCACGAAGUCGUUGAAGGCGAUUUUCGUGGCGGGGGAGCACUGCGACUACGGGACCAAGGCGUGGGCCGAGAAUACCUUUCAGGUGCCGAUCCUUAAUCAUUGGUGGCAAACUGAAACGGGACACGCAAUUACUGCUACUUGCGUAGGCCUCGGGCAUAGUACGAAUCCACCGAAGUACAGCACGGGGAUGCCCGUUCCUGGGUACAUCGUUCGGAUACUAAGAGAGGAUGGCAGCAAGGCUUCGCCUUACGAGCUUGGAAGGGUAGCGGUGAAGCUGCCUCUACCUCCCGGCACCAUGUCUACGCUGUACCAGGCUCCUGAUAGAUUCAAAGCCAUCUACUUCUCAAAAUACCCCGGAUACUACGAUACGAUGGAUGCAGGAUAUAUCGACGAGUUCGGCUAUGUUUAUGUGACAGCACGUGACGACGACGUUAUAAACGUGGCAGGUCAUCGGCUGUCCACCUCUGCACUCGAAGAUGUUGUAUUAGGUCAUCCCGAUAUCGUGGAUGCCGCUGUCGUCGGUGUACCGGAGUACACCAAGGGAGAAAUACCCUUGUGCCUUUACGUCCUGAAAGAAGGUGUUACCAAGCACGAGCUGGAGAUAAAUCAGGAACUGAUAUCCAGGGUCAGGGAACUUAUAGGACCAAUAGCGUCGUUUAAAGUAGCCGCCGCAGUCAAAGGGUUACCUCGGACUCGAUCCGGGAAAACCUGCCGCAAAUCGAUUUCAGAUCUUGCCCGUUCUCGAGUUGUAAGAAUACCCAGCACUAUCGAGGACCCUCGAGUCUAUCGUGAGAUAAAGGAAGUGCUUCAAAAAUUGGGCUACGCUAAAAUGGCACCCGAUCCAGAAUGACCACCAGAGCACGUCGAUAUGUUCCGUCUUGUUCUCCCUAAUGUGCCUGUUAAUUACAACAAAAUAACUAAAAUUAAUGUCAGUAGUUAGAUACUAGUCUCUAGAACACUUCUUACUAACUGAUAGUAGUCACUGAAUUUUUGUUGGUCCUGUUAGCCGAUUCUUUGUUGGAGUAUCGAAGUUAGUAGAUUCUUAGGUGAAGUAUUUACAAGCGUGAAUUACAAUUCCAAGGGUAAAAACGUUUAUUUAGCAAAGAAAGACGUUUCUUUCCGCGUCGUUCAAUUUGCGCAAUCAAGUACAAGAAUUGUAUAAGUAUAGAACACUGUUUCGUUGUACCGUC
This is a messenger RNA of Orussus abietinus, 2982 nucleotides long. Its product is annotated as acyl-CoA synthetase short-chain family member 3, mitochondrial. The transcript is spliced from 12 exons. Bases 594 to 2642 code for a protein of 682 amino acids. Lineage: Eukaryota; Metazoa; Arthropoda; Insecta; Hymenoptera; Orussidae. The record is from RefSeq and is a predicted model, not a curated record.